AUGGGACGUGACGGGUCUCAGCGGGGCUCCUGGUCCGUCCCGGCGUCCGUCCAGCCUCCGUUCGUCUCCACACUGCCUCCGCCUGCAGACGUCGCCGUCGCCGUCUUCCUCAUCUUCACAGGCGUGGUCUCAGUUCUGGGGAACGGGGCGGUUCUGCUGGUGUCCUGCAGGAAGAGGAAGAAGCUGAGGCCUCCGGAGCUGCUCACCGUCAACCUGGCUCUGUGCGACUUUGGCUUCAGCCUGCUGGGAGCUCCGUGCUUCAUCAUCUCCAGCCUGUGCCACGCCUGGGUGUUUGGUGAGGCCGGCUGCCUCUGGUACGGCAUCCAGGGCUUCGUGUUUGGCAUCGGCUCUCUGUUCACCACCUGCCUGAUCUCUGUGGACCGCUGCCUGAAGAUCUGCUGCCUCCGAUACGGUCAGUGGAUCGAGCGGCGCCAUGUGUUCUGGUCCAUCGCUCUGGUCUGGGUCUACAUAGUAUUCUGGGCCUCCCUGCCGGCCGUCGGCUUUGGAAGCUACGGACCAGAACCUUACGGGCUGAGCUGCACCAUCAACUGGUGGCGGAUCAGAACCUCUGUCAACGACCGGAUCUACAUUCUGCUCAUCCUGACGCUGUGCUUCGGGUUUCCAACUCUCACCAUCAUCUCCUCGUACGUGUUCAUCCUGCUGACGGUGAGAACGGCUGCAGCUCCACAGUUCUGUGUGCGUGGCCCGCACGAAUUCACUAUUAAUCUAAACGUGGUGUGA
Molecule: messenger RNA, 741 nt
Organism: Stegastes partitus (bicolor damselfish)
Lineage: Eukaryota; Metazoa; Chordata; Actinopteri; Pomacentridae
Product: opsin-5-like
Exons: 5
Coding region: 1-741 (246 amino acids)
Biological process (GO): G protein-coupled receptor signaling pathway
Cellular component (GO): membrane
Molecular function (GO): G protein-coupled receptor activity
Source: RefSeq, a predicted model, not a curated record